Messenger RNA from Drosophila ficusphila, 3446 nucleotides. RefSeq names its product integrator complex subunit 8 (gene IntS8). The record is from RefSeq and is a predicted model, not a curated record. The transcript is spliced from 7 exons. Gene Ontology annotation, cellular component: integrator complex. Bases 255 to 3263 code for a protein of 1002 amino acids. Gene Ontology annotation, biological process: snRNA 3'-end processing. Lineage: Eukaryota; Metazoa; Arthropoda; Insecta; Diptera; Drosophilidae.
UCAACCGCCAGAAAAAGAGCGUCAUACAGAACUAUUAUCAUAUAAAAAACCGCUGUUGUUUAUUGCGCACUUCCGUUUCCGCUCACGCUGAUUUAGAGCAGAGCAAGCAAUCGAUUCCAAGUAUCGAUACUCCGGCCAAUCAGUGUUAGAAAGCCACCGCAGCCAGCUGUCUCCGUUCGCCAUUCACCAGCACUGAUUGCACAAGUAUUUUGUUUAACUUUUGUUUUGGUUGGUGAAUUUUGGCAGGGACUAGCAUGGACGAUCCGCUCAAGCCGAAGCCAGUGCCGCUGGCCGCCGAAACGGUGCUCUGGUUCGAGUUCCUGCUUGAUCCGCACAAGAUCACGCAACAUUUGCAGCGCCCGCAUCCCGAACCCAGUGCCAUGGAGCUAAUCAUGCAGUUCAUUAGUAUGACGCCGGACACGGCCAUGACGUCAGUAGUGACACCCGGCAGCGAUUUGCAGAAUCUAGCUGCACCUCCUGGUUCAGGACCAAUACCCGUCGGAACCAAUGCCACACCGCCCACUGUAACCGGUGGAGUGGGCAUGCCCCACAGUCCACAAAGGCCGGCGGAACCAGGCCUGCAAUUGACCCGCAAGCAAUUGGCCCUCAAGAUCCUGGAGCUCAAAGUGGCCACCUGGCUGAAAUGGGACCUCGAUGCGCUGGAAAAGAACCUGCCUGUGAUUAUGCAGCUGGCCCUGCUGCGCGAUCUGUGCACCAUUAGCUACGGCUGCCCUUUGAGUAUUCCCCUGCCCAGUGAUUUUGACCUGAAAAUUUCUACUGCUGGCAACGAAAGAGCAGCGAGAUUUGCUUUGACGAUAUACCACCGCCUGCUUUUACGCUUGCAACUGAUCAAGGAUCAGGCGCUAAAAACGCCACGUCCUCCAAAUACCAUGUACCAAACUGUUGAUCAACUGCAGCAGUUUCUGGACACACCUACUCAACCAUCCAUCGAGUAUUUGCAGCAGCUCUGCGCCUCGUCAAAGCCCUUUUACGUGUUUCACUACGACAGCUUUGUCACCCUGCAGUGCGAUGAUCUGGGCACUGGCCAGAACUACGACCUUAUGCAUUUAAUAACGCCACAGGAGUUGAGAGCCCAGCUGCAUUACGAGCUCGCCCAAUAUUACCUGUACACCAAACAGUAUGUUUUGGCCCGAGAAGCGGCCGCCGCCUGCAAUAGUAAUUUGCAGGCCAUCCCGCAACAGACAACGCUAUAUUUCUGCCACAUACGACCGGCGGAACUGGAGGGUCUGCUGCAAGCGUGCGGAAUUAGUGCCCAGGAGCAAACCCUCUUGGAGAAAUUCCAACAGUCUCUGCUUAACAACUACACAGACAUUGUUUCCAUACUGCGGUUAGAUAACAGAGCGCGGGAGAUACCUCUUGUUAGUCGACGGCAGCUGGAACUGGAUAUUGAGGGCUCACUUUCCACGGGCUUACUUAAGGAAACCGUUCAGCUGCAAAUGCAGGUCGCCGCCCUAAAUGUGGUCCGUAACAUCUUCGAGUGGGGCAGCAUAUUCGGCAGCGUGGAGUACUUUGAGAAGUACAGGGAACUGGACUGCCUGCCGCCAUUGGUGGAAGCUCUGCAGGAAGUGCUGCCGCACUGCAGUCUCAAGGAACAGGCCGCACUCAAGCACUUCCUCAUCGACUGUUUGCUCCAUCAGGGCGGGCAGUCACGGCAAUUGUUGCAGACGGUGAGAGGAUUUGGUCUAUUCUCGGCGGAUGAACUUCAGGAUCUCGACGAACAGAUGUUGCAGGCGGCACCGCCAGUGCCCACCAACUCAUUGGCUUCGCUUUCCGACUGGAUGUGCCAAUCUAAAAUGAAUCGUGUGGAUGUGGCCGCCCUAGAAAGACAACUGAUUAGCUGCACAAAUGCCAACACUGUCAGGAUUCUGCUAGUAAAACUCUGUGGCACUGCUCCCGGGAAACCUUUGUGGGCUAUUAAUCCCAGCUGGGAUGUGCCGCAACCCCUUAAAACUCUAAUCAUGGCUAUGCCAGUAAGCUUUCUGCAGGACUUUAGCUAUGUGCUGCUGGGGAAGGCGCGCGAAUUGGCUACCAGGGGUAACUAUAUCGAUGCUGUCUCCAUGCUAAGUGUCCUCAAGUCGGAAACGCAGCGACAAGAGAUGGCAGCCAAUGUGCAGCUGAUGUGCAAGCUGCUCACCUGGGAGAUAUUGCACAUACAGAUAACCCAAUCUCUGGAGGAGUGGCACCAGAAACCGCUGGAUCUGCAGUCCUUAGGAGGAAGAUGUAAGCAGUGCUUGGGCGCUCUGCAGGCGGGCGACUCAAUUGUCCCGCGGCCGGAUAUCCUGGAAAGCUGCGCAAUCAUGCUGCUGAACCUCACAGAAUUCCCACCGCUUAUCUUUCUGGAUAAGCGUGCCGGUCCUCUGGAACUCCCACUCGCCUUUGCAGCCACCUUCAUUGAGAUGGAGAAGAUGAAGGGCCCCAAGAAGGUGUGUCGAGAUGCCUGGGAACUGAUGCUUAGCAUGUUCCUCAACGUUCCGAAGCGGGGUUCUUCGGGAGCUGGCGGGAUUAGCUCCCUGCAGGCUUUCCUCCAGCGCCUCCGCCACCAAAGCGUUUUCGGACUGGCCAUCUCCAUGAUAGGCAAGAUCCACAACAUCCUCAAGGACGAUCCCAAUCAUGAUUUAAGCUGCGAGUACAUGCAGCUGUGGCCCACCAGCAUCAACAACCCCAUCAGCUACAGUUUAAGGAGCGUCUGUGAAACUCUGCAAUGGCUCUUAUCCGAAGCCCUGUCCUACUACCCGCAAACCAUUUCCUGGCUUAAGAUGAAGGGGGAUCUGGAUUUGGCCAUCGGCAACAACGAGUCCGCAAUGCGCUGCUAUGUAAAUGCCCUGGUCACAGGCACGGAUUACUGCACCAUGCCGCUGCAGAGGAAUGUGGCCGACGACUAUGUCAUCCGCAAGAUGAUUCGCUGUGCCGCCAAUCUGGGCUGCCACAUGCAGGCCACCGUGCUUUGUCAGUUUCUUGAUGAGAUCGAUUACGGUAUUGUGUUCAAGAAUCUCAGCGAGAAAUCAUCGAAUUUUACGGAUGCCAUGGACGCAUAUUACAGUUGUAUUUGGGACACCACGCUGCUGGAGUUUAUCGUUAAUCUGCAUGCGAAAAGAGGCGAGCACAGUCGGAAACUUGAAGCGAUCUCCAUGAUGGGCACUUUAGAACUGAAUGCAAACAACAACGAGGAGAUCAAAAGAGAGUGCGCCAUGGUGCGGAAAUCCCGAUUCCUGCGCGCCCUGGCCAAGCAGUAUUUGCUGUAGUCGCAGCCCCCAACAAUCCGAACUCUAAUUUCAAAAUCCAAUAUCCAUAAUCCAACAUCCCAACCUCACCCGCAAGCCCACAAGCAGACCAACUAGCAUUAAGCUCAAAGAUGUAGUUUUUAUUGUAUGCAUAGGCUUUAAAUACGGUUAAGUUAAAAUUAAAGAAUUGUACGUUUUUCCAGA